This is a messenger RNA of Physella acuta, 1296 nucleotides long. RefSeq names its product neuropeptide S receptor. Gene Ontology annotation, cellular component: plasma membrane. Gene Ontology annotation, biological process: G protein-coupled receptor signaling pathway. Gene Ontology annotation, molecular function: G protein-coupled receptor activity. NCBI's taxonomy places the organism in Eukaryota, Metazoa, Mollusca, Gastropoda, Physidae. The record is from RefSeq and is a predicted model, not a curated record.
ACCGUUCCUACUUGUGUCAGUUGAAAUACCUCCGUUGGUUAAGUGGGACUUUUUUCAGUAUGCCGCUAGCAGUAGAUUCUAACUUGUGAGGGCCGCCAUGUUGGUUACCACGAACUGAAGCGCCAUCUAAGUGUGUCUCCUGUGGUGUCAGUCAACCAGAGGUCUAACACCAUGGACACCAUGAACACCAUGAACACCACGACACUCACGCCAUCUAGUCCUCUUAGCCUGGACCCUGAAAGUGCCGCAGAGAUCGAAAGACUCGGGAACAUGAAAGCCAGUAUACAACACAGCUACCUGUGGGUGGUCUUCGCCUUGGGCUUCCCCGGAAACAUCUUCUGCAUCAUCACCGUGCUGUCCAUGCAGACGAUGACCCCGGCCACGUUCUUCGUGUCGCUGUUGGCGCUCUGCGACGGCGCCACCAUCUUGGUGAAAAUCAUCUUCCAACAGCUGGCAUUAAACCAGGUCCCUAUCGGCACCGUCGGCUGCAAGAUGAGGUUCCUCCCCAUGUUCCUCUCCCUCCUGGCCAACUGGGUGCUUGUGCUCAUCUGUGCGGAACGGUUCGUAUCGGUGUGUUUCCCGCUGAAGAAAGCCUACAUCAUCACCAAGAGGCGGAGCUACAUCAUCACGGCCAUACUGUCGACGGUCCUGUUCCUAGGCAUGUCGUGUCUCUUCAGCCUGAUGUGGGACAGCGACGAGACUGGCGUCAUGUGCGGCACACACGAGGAGUACUACGACUUCUGGACCCGCUGGUGGUACUGGAUCAACGCCUUCCUACUCAUCUUCAUCCCAUUCGUCUUCAUCGUCAUCUUCACCGCACUCAUCGUCCGUGGACUCAUGCGAUCCCGCCACGACAGACGCUCCAUCAUGCGGCACAGCUCAAAAGGUCAAGACGGCAACCGGCGUCUGAUAGAGGAAGCAGAACGUCUCGAGAGAAGCAUCACCAUAAUGCUCAUCUUCGCCGCCGUCAUCUUUCUCCUCUUGACUCUGCCCGCUUGUAUAUUCAUCCUCGGAUACAAGGAAAGCAAAGAUCAGCUGGUCGAGCAACAGUGGCAGCUGUUCGAACAGAUACAAUACGUGCUGAUCGACUCCUCCCACGCCAUCAACUUUUUCCUCUACUUCCUCAGCGCCCAGAGGUUCCGCCAUCAGUUUUUUAACAUACUCCGGUGUAGGCGAUGGCGAGCAACCAAUCGUAAGUCUCGUUGCAUUGAGGUCUCGGUUACCAAAUACACCAUAGCACGCUCGAAUGAGGACGUGAGUCAGGUGUGACCGUGAAUACACGAAGCUUUACGUUAG